Carassius carassius (crucian carp) is the source of this 2637-nucleotide messenger RNA. RefSeq names its product putative gonadotropin-releasing hormone II receptor. Lineage: Eukaryota; Metazoa; Chordata; Actinopteri; Cypriniformes; Cyprinidae. The transcript is spliced from 3 exons. Gene Ontology annotation, biological process: G protein-coupled receptor signaling pathway. Bases 130 to 1350 code for a protein of 406 amino acids. Gene Ontology annotation, molecular function: peptide binding; gonadotropin-releasing hormone receptor activity. Gene Ontology annotation, cellular component: membrane. The record is from RefSeq and is a predicted model, not a curated record.
UAAAGGAGCUUUUCUAGGUCACCUACUAUCAGAGUCUCCUCCCCCGAAUCAUGAUGAAUCGUCUGUGAGCCUCAUUGUGCAGCAGGUAGCUGACUGAAUGCAGCAAACACACACUUUCGCUCUUCAGUGAUGAAUGACAGCUCUCCAACAUCUGAGAACAUCAUGUUUCACCAGCUGACUGCAGAUGUUCUGAACGGUAGCUGUGACUAUACCUUGCCCACGUGUAACAAUAACACAGGUGAAGCGGCAUUGCAGCUGCCCACCUUUUCCGUGGCAGCAAAAGUGAGGGUGAUAAUUACCUUCACUCUUUGCGCAGUGUCAGCUGUGUGCAACCUCUCUGUGUUGUGGGCUGCCAGCACCAACAACAAGCGCAAAUCCCAUGUAAGAAUUUUAAUCAUAAACCUCACCGUUGCCGACUUGCUGGUGACUUUCAUCGUGAUGCCAGUGGAUGCGGCUUGGAACAUCACGGUUCAGUGGUUGGCGGGAGAUCUGGCUUGCAGAUUGCUAAUGUUUCUGAAGCUUGUGGCAAUGUACUCCUGCGCCUUCGUGACUGUGGUCAUAAGCCUGGACAGGCAGUCGGCCAUUCUCAACCCUCUGGCCAUCAAUAAGGCUAAGAAGAAGAACAAAAUAAUGCUGAGCGUGGCCUGGGUGAUGAGUGUUGUUCUCUCUGUCCCUCAGAUGUUCUUGUUUCACAACGUGACUAUCACAGUGCCGGCCAAUUUCACUCAGUGCACCACUCGAGGGAGCUUUGUCAAACAUUGGCAGGAGACCAUCUACAAUAUGUUUACUUUCACUUGCCUCUUCCUAAUACCUCUGGCCAUCAUGAUCUGCUGCUACACAAGGAUUUUGGUGGAGAUCUCUCGAAGGAUGACCAAAGGAAACAUAUCUUCAAAGGAGGUCCACUUACGGCGUUUCAACAGCAACAUCCCGAAGGCCCGUAUGAGGACUUUGAAGAUGAGUAUAGUCAUUGUAACGUCUUUCAUAGUUUGUUGGACGCCAUACUACUUGCUGGGUCUCUGGUACUGGUUCCUUCCUGAGGAUUUAGAAGAGACUGUUUCUCACUCACUGACUCACAUACUGUUUAUUUUCGGACUCUUCAAUGCAAUUCUGGAUCCCAUCACUUAUGGCCUCUUCACCAUCCAUUUCCGCAAAGGACUGAAGCACUACUGUCACAACGCGGUCGUACUCACAGAGUCAGCAAAUAAUUCUAUCAUGACGGGCUCAUUGAAAUGCUCACCAUCCCCAUUUCGCAUGAAAAGAGUGACCCAGACGAGUCCAGGAGCUGCCCCGGAGCAGAAUACGGUGGGUGGGGAAGAUAAGAAGCCAGCUGACAGUGAAAACAAGGAAUAGUGGCAACCCUACUGAUCCAGCCUUGAAAGUAUCAUUUGAUUAAAGAUAUGGAUGUGACAAGGUAGGCCUUGUACUGGCUGUCUAGCUGCUCACAAGAACAGUAAGACAACAACAAACUCCUGCCUGUUCUCCUCAAAAGCAUUAGAAAAAUUCUAAUUGAACCCAAGUGUGUAGCAUCUUUUAAUUAAUUCACUGAUGAGCUGCCUCAGUUACUCAGUUAUAUUAAAUACCCAUCUAUUUUCCUGAUACAGGCAAUUAAGUUUUGUAAUCAUUUGCUCUUUACUAAAUAUGCCAAUCACUUGGUUGUUGUUGUUUUUUUUUUUGUUUUUUUUCUGCAGAUUAAUUAGACCAUUUCUACUUGUGGCUUUUGUUUAAAAUGUCAUUUACACCAAGGUUUUUUUUUUUUUUUUUACGUCUCAUACAAAUCCCAGUAGAUCAGAACCUCCACCUGCUCUACAUCACCUGCAUGGCAUCACUCUUGAAUUACUGAAUAAAUUAGUUUAAUCUACAAACAAAUAAGAUGUGUGGAUUUAGCGUUUUGAGAUAUGACUACUGCAAAUUCAUGUUCACUGGCUAUUUAAUAAUUUUCAUGUGCCAAUUUCAAAUGUUCAGCCUUACCUUUGAGAUGGUAUUGUUUGAUGUGUAGAGUUUUUAUUGGAUGGAUUCAGAAACACUUACCAGCCCAAAAAGAUCUUGGAUUUAAAGUCUGUGCUAAAUGGCAGCCUGAUAUCAUUAGAAUCCAUAUUUAUGGCAUUUACACAUACAUUUUUGUAUGUUUGGAUGUAGGCUGAAAUGUACAAUAUGGAUGUAUUGACAGCAUAUAAAAUGUAAAUGUGUGUACAUAUGCGCAGCAUUUGAAUUCUAAAAAUCUUUAUGAAUACUUUAGAUUUUGUUUUAUAUAUGUACAUUUACAGUUAUUAUAAUUAUACAAAUUUUGAAGCCCACCCCACCCCAACCAAAGACCUAAUACCUGUAAUAGAUAAAUGCACAGUGACAAUAAUUUUAGUCUCAAUUUACUGUUGUACACACUACUGUUCAAAAGUUUAAUACUUAUAUUCAGCAAAGAUGCGUUAAAUUGGCCAAAAAGGACAGUAAAAACAUUUAUAAUGUUGCAAAAGAUUUCUAUUUCAAUUAAAUGCAGUUAUUUUAACUUUUAUUUCAUUUAAAAAAUGAUUUUAACAUUAAUAAUAAUAAGAAAUGUUACUUGAGCUCAGAAUCAGCAUAUUAUAAUGAUUUCUGAACAAUCAUGUGACAAUGAAAACUGGAGUAAUGACUGCUGAAAAAUAA